GGAAUCCUCAAUGCAUUUGCUCACCAUUAUUUAAGGAGCCUUUAAUAAAAGCUUCUGGAUUGUGUUUCUGAGCAGACAAAAGAUUUUUGUAUUCAAAAUGCUCAUAAAGGAAUAUUUUUUCUUCCGAUGAGUGUGGAAGAAUAUCGAAUUGCGCAGCUGUACAUGAUACAGAAAAAGAGCAGAGAGGAGACAUGUGGGGAAGGCAGUGGAGUAGAGAUCUUGGAGAACAGGCCGUACAUGGAUGGACCAGGAGGCAACGGGCAGUAUACUCACAAAGUGUACCACAUUGGUAUGCACAUACCCAGCUGGUUUCGGUCAAUAUUGCCCAAGGCAGCUCUGCGAGUCGAAGAGGAGUCAUGGAAUGCCUACCCUUAUACAAGGACAAGGUAUACGUGUCCUUUUGUGGAGAAGUUCUCUAUUGAUAUUGAGACCUACUACAAAACUGAUCCAGGAGAGCAUGUCAACGUGUUCAACCUUUCUCCUGCAGAAAAAAGACAAACCAUUCUAGAUCCUAUUGAUAUUGUUAAAGAUCCUAUCCCUCCACAUGAAUACAAAGCUGAGGAGGAUCCAAAGCUCUAUAAAUCAGUGAAGACUAAAAGAGGCCCCCUCUCAGAAGACUGGAUUCAAGAGUACAAGAACAACCCUGGGAAAUACCCCAUCAUGUGUGCAUAUAAACUGUGUAAAGUCGAGUUCAGAUACUGGGGGAUGCAGUCAAAAAUCGAGCGAUUUAUCCAUGAUGUUGGCUUGCGGAAGGUCAUGGUCCGUGCCCAUCGGCAGGCUUGGUGCUGGCAGGACGAGUGGUAUGGGCUCACUAUUGAGGAUAUCCGGCAGCUGGAGAAAGAAGCUCAGCUGAUGCUGGCUCAGAAGAUGGCCCAAUUCUGCAGUGAAAAUGAUACUGAGCAGCACGGUGUCAAAGACACUCCUGGUGAGAAGGAUGUUGAAGCCAAUGCAGUUUCUCCUGUUGACACAGAGGAUACCACUGGUAACAGCGAAACAGCCUCUGGGAGGUCGCUCACCAAGCAGUGGUCCACGUCUUCCAAGUCCUCACGAUCUUCAAAGAGAGGAGCAAGUCCCUCACGCCAUAGUAUCUCCGAGUGGAGGAUGCAGAGCAUUGCCAGGGAUUCAGAUGACAGCUCAGAUGAUGAAUUCUUUGAUGCACAUGAGGACUUGUCUGACAAUGAGGAAAUGUUCCCGAAAGAAAUAACCAAAUGGAGUUCCAAUGAUCUGAUGGAUAAAAUUGAAACCCCUGAAUGCGAUGAUGUCCAGGGUGAUUUGUAUCACGAGACAUCAGCAGAGUACCACGUUGGCUCCAGUGUGGAGAGGCUCAGCAUCAUUGAAGAUGAAUCAGUGCAGCCAUUAAUGCAGCCAAGUAAAAUCCAUGUCCUCCUCUUGGUACUUCACGGAGGGAACAUCCUGGACUCAGGAAGUGGUGACCAGAGCUCUAAGCAAGGGGAUGUCAACACCAUCACGACAGUGUUUGACACAGUGAUGAGGGUACAUUACCCAGCUGCUCUUGGACACAUUGCCAUCAGGCUAGUCCCUUGCCCAGCCAUCUGCUCCGAAGCAUUUUCCCUGGUGUCCAGCCUCAGCCCAUACAGUUAUGACGAAGGCUGCCUGUCCAACAGCCAGGACCACAUUCCCCUUGCUGCGCUCCCUCUGCUAGCAACAUCAUCCCCGCAGUACCAAGAGGCGGUAGCCACAGUCAUUGUCAGAGCCAACCAGGCCUACAGCGAGUUCAUCAGAUCCCAGGAGGGCAUGUCAUUCAAUGGCCAGGUCUGCUUGGUAGGGGACUGUGUUGGAGGAAUCCUGGGAUUUGAUGCCUUAUGCUACAGCAAUCAGACUGUGUCCGAGAGCCAGAACAGCAGUCGGCGAGGAAGCGUUGUGAGUGUCCAGGAUACCGACCUCCUGUCUCCUGGAAUAACGGUGAACAACAGCUAUUGUUCCAGUGGCUCUAAUCUGGAAGCCAGCAGACACCUCAGCCGGAGCAACAUUGAUAUUCCCCGUAGCAACGGAGAAGAUCCAAAGAAGCAGCUGCCACGAAAAAGGAGUGAUUCAUCAACCUAUGAACUGGACACGAUAAAGCAGCAUCAAGCCUUUCUUUCAAGUUUACAUUCUAGUGUGCUCAGAAAUGACCCAGGAUCCAGGCGGUCUAGUAGCUCUACGAUGUUGGAUGGAGGAAAUAUUGGAAAGUUUGAAUUUGAGAUCACUGACUUCUUCCUCUUUGGUUCUCCCUUGGGUCUGGUUCUUGCAUUGCGAAAAACUGUCAUUCCAGCUCUUGACAUCUUUCAGCUCAGACCAGCUUGUCAGCAGGUCUAUAACCUGUUCCACCCUGCAGACCCAUCUGCUUCACGCCUCGAGCCUCUUCUGGAGAGGAGGUUCUACCUUUUGCCCCCCUUUAAUAUUCCCCGCUACCAGAGGUUCCCACUGGGUGAUGGCAAUUCUGCUGUUCUGGUUGAGACAAUCCAGAACAAUCCCAUCCUCCUCAUGGAAAGUAGCCCUCUGGGUGCUCUCCAGCACCAGGACAGCUUCAUGGAAACAAGUAUCCCCGUUCCCGUACUGAAUUGGCAAGAUGUUUCCAAUAAAAGUGCUGGUUUUGCUGAGUCAGAUGUUGUUCAGUCUCAUGGUGCCGUCUUCAUGGAAAGCGCGUCCCUGUCCACCCCCAUUUCAGCCCCUCAGUUCAGGGGCUUCCGGAGAGCCAGUGAGAUCAGCAUUGCCAGCCAGGUCUCAGGAAUGGCAGACAGUUACACUGCUUCCAACAUAGCCAACAUUGCUGCCAAGUGGUGGGGAACCAAAAGGAUUGACUACGCUCUCUACUGUCCUGACGCUCUGACGGCUUUCCCAACGGUCGCCUUGCCGCACCUCUUCCACGCAAGCUACUGGGAGUCCACNNCCUUCACAGGAUCUGUCCUCCCGCAGGUGAUGAGGCACGAGAACUCGAGCGUUUUGGAGCUGGAUGGGAAGGAGGUGUCUGUCUUCACCCCCUCCAAGCCCCGCGAGAAGUGGCUCCGCAAGAGGACGCACGUGAAGCUCCGGAACGUCACAGCCAACCACAGGAUAAACGACACCAUCGCCAAUGAAGAUGGGCCCCAGACCUUAACUGGAAGGUUUAUGUACGGUCCGUUAGAUAUGGUGACACUCACAGGAGAAAAGGUGGACAUUCACAUCAUGACCCAGCCACCGUCAGGAGAGUGGGUUUAUUUUGACACAGAGAUCAGCAACAGCAGUGGCAGGAUUUCUUAUGUCAUCCCUGAGAACCGGCGCCUGGGCAUUGGCGUGUACCCCGUGAAGAUGGUGGUCAGGGGCGACCACACAUACGCAGACAGCUACAUCACGGUCCUGCCGAAGGGGACGGAGUUUGUGGUGUUCAGCAUCGACGGCUCCUUUGCAGCCAGCGUAUCCAUCAUGGGCAGCGACCCCAAAGUCCGCGCCGGAGCGGUCGAUGUUGUAAGGCACUGGCAAGACCUCGGCUACCUCAUUAUCUAUGUCACGGGCCGCCCCGACAUGCAGAAGCAGAGGGUGGUAGCGUGGUUAGCACAGCACAACUUCCCCCAUGGGAUCGUCUCCUUCUGUGAUGGGCUCGUUCACGACCCGCUGCGGCACAAGGCCAACUUCCUGAAAUCCCUCAUCACGGACCUCCACAUGAGGAUCCACGCGGCAUACGGAUCUACUAAGGACAUCUCUGUGUACAGCUCCAUCAGCCUCCCGCCCACGCACAUCUACAUCGUUGGCCGACCCACCAAGAAGCUGCAGAGCCAGUGUCAGUUCAUCACGGAGGGGUACGCGGCCCACCUGGCCCAGCUGGAGUACAACCACCGCUCGCGCCCCGCCAAGAACACCACGCGCAUGGCGCUGCGGAAAGGCAGCUUCGGGCUGCCCAGCCAGACCGAGUUCCUGCGCAAGAGGAAUCACCUGCUGCGGACCAUCUCCUCCCAGCCUUCGGCCACCGGUGGCCACCGUCCCGAGCGCACCCAGAGCCAAUCCGAUAGCGACAAGGAGAGGGACAGGGAACGCAGCCAAAGAAGCAUGAGCAUCGCCACAGGGUGCUGGGGCCGGAGCGCAGCGUCCCGGCUGGAAUCUGGCCUCUUGGGGCAGAAGUAG
Molecule: messenger RNA, 4098 nt
Organism: Balearica regulorum gibbericeps (East African grey crowned-crane)
Lineage: Eukaryota; Metazoa; Chordata; Aves; Gruiformes; Gruidae
Source: RefSeq, a predicted model, not a curated record